AUGGACUUCCGGAGGGCGAACUUCAACCUCCUUAGGACUGUGGUUGAGAGGGUGCCCUGGGGGUCUUGGCUGGCUGGGGAUGUCCCGGUGGAUUGGAGACUGGUGAAUGUGACGCCCAUCUUCAAAAAGGGCUGGAAAGAUGAUCCUGGCAGCUACAGGCCCAUCAGUCCUACCUUGGUGCCCGGGAAGGUUAUGGAAAGGAUAAUCUCAGGUAUCAUUAUGGAUGAACGAAAGGUCAGCCAAGGGAUCAGGCCUAGUCAGCAUGUGUUUAUGAACGGUAGAUCCUGCCUGACUAACCUGAUUUCAUUCUAUGACAAGGUGACCCGCUUGGUAGAUGAAGAGCAGCUGGCUGCCCGUGGUUUGGAUGGGCACACGCUCUGCUGGUUGAAGAAAUGGUUGGAUGGCCGGGCCCAGAGAGUUGUGGUCAAUGGAGUGGAAUCCAGUUGGCGGUCGGUCACAAGUGGUGUUCCCCAGGGCUCAGUGCUUGGGCCGUUUCUGUUUAACAUCUUCAUUGAUGAUCUGGAUGAGGGGAUUGACUGCACCCUCAUGCGCAUGAGGUAUGGUUCCUGGACCCUUGACUCUGUGAAAGCUGUGAGUUAUCACGUCCUGGCCGGCCGAACAAAACAGCUUCCCCAUGGCUGGGGGAACUGGACUCAGGUGACAGAGAUCCUGCUGCUGGGCUUUCCCCAAGGCCAGCCCUUCCUCUUCCUCCUUUUCCUGGCCGCAUACCUGGUCACGUUGCUGGGAACCUGUAAACUCUCCCUCGUACUCCUGGACUCCCAUCUCCGCAGUCCCAUGUAUUUCUUCCUCAGCCACCUCUCCUUCUUGGACAUCUGCUACUCAACGGUGACCAUGCCCAAGGUCCUGGACAGCCUCAGCCCACGGGCAGCCAUCUCCUACCGCGGCUGCCUGGCACAGACCUUCUUCCUGAUGAGCUGCGCGGGGUCUGAGUGCGCUCUGCUGGCCGUCAUGGCCUACGACCGCUACGUCGCCAUCGUGCACCCCCUGCACUAUGCACAAGCCAUGCGCCGGGCUGCACGUUGGGCCAUGGCUGUGGGCUGCUGGCUGUGGGGUGUGCUGAAUUCAGUGGUGCACACAGUGCUGGCUUCCCGGCUGUCCUUCUGCGGGGCCGUCCAUCUGCAGCACCUCUUCUGUGACAGCCCCCCACUGCUGAGGGCCGCCUGCGGCAACACGCGGCCCACUGAGGUGGCCCUGCACGCAGCCAGCGUCUUUAUGGGCUUCGGCCCCUUCCUGCUGGUGGUCGGCUCCUACCUACGCAUCCUGGCGGCUGUGCUGGCCAUGCCCGCGGCCGCCAGCCGACACAAGGCGUUCUCCACCUGCUCUGCCCACCUGCUGGUGGUCUCGCUCUUCUUUGUGACGGCCAACCUCAACUACAACCGGCUGGGUACCGACAGCUCGCUGCUGGCCGACUCGGUGGUGUCAGCGCUGUUCUGCAUCGUCACCCCCGUGCUGAACCCCCUCAUCUACAGCCUCCGCAACCAAGAGGUGCGGGUGGCCCUGCAGAGGGUCCUGGGUGGGCGGUGGGGCUCCUGGGGCUGUGGGGCUGAUGUGGGACCCCUCCAGUGA
Coturnix japonica (Japanese quail) is the source of this 1587-nucleotide messenger RNA. The record is from RefSeq and is a predicted model, not a curated record. NCBI's taxonomy places the organism in Eukaryota, Metazoa, Chordata, Aves, Galliformes, Phasianidae.